Molecule: messenger RNA, 1200 nt
Organism: Mytilinidion resinicola
Lineage: Eukaryota; Fungi; Ascomycota; Dothideomycetes; Mytilinidiales; Mytilinidiaceae
Product: alpha-1,2 mannosyltransferase KTR1
Exons: 4
Coding region: 1-1200 (399 amino acids)
Biological process (GO): protein N-linked glycosylation; protein O-linked glycosylation; cell wall mannoprotein biosynthetic process
Cellular component (GO): Golgi apparatus; membrane
Molecular function (GO): alpha-1,2-mannosyltransferase activity
Source: RefSeq, a predicted model, not a curated record
AUGGCGCUGCCCAAGGGUAUACGCAUUCUGGCGGCGGCCACACUAUGUAUCUUUUUCUACAUGGUUGUACAGAUUUUCAAGGCUCCCGAGUCCCUCGAGGCGCCAGGGAGCGGGAAGUUGGGAAAGUUAGACAAAUGGACCAAAGACCCCCAAUUAGAUCCAUCCGGAGAACCCCCAGAGCCCCUCCGAAGAGUCGAGGGCGACAACUACGAGCCCAACAACCCCAACUCAGCCCGGAUUAAUGCCACGAUACUCUCGCUGGUGCGCAAUGAGGAAUUGGACGACUUGCUGCAGUCUAUGAACGACCUCGAGCGAACAUGGAACCACAAAUUCAACUACCCCUGGACCUUCUUCAACGACGUCCCCUUCACAGAAGAGUUCAAGAAGCGCACGCGAGCUGCCACAAAAGCCGCAGUCCAUUACGAAAUCGUGCCCAAAGAGCACUGGGACGUGCCCAGCUGGAUCAACAUGGACCUCUUCGGCGAAUCCGUGUCCGUCCUCACCGAGCAAAAAGUGCAAUACAUGCCCAAGCUCUCCUACCACCAGAUGUGCCGGUGGAACAGCGGCCUCUUCGUGAAACACCCCGCGCUCGCGCACACGCAGUACUACUGGCGCGUGGAGCCCAAGGUGCACUUCUUCUGCGACGUCGACUACGACGUCUUCCGCUGGAUGCAGGACCACAACAAGACGUACGGCUUCAACAUCAACAUCUACGACUCGCCCGAGUCGGUCACAACGCUGUGGCCCGAGACGCGCAAGUUCAUGGCGGACCACCCGGAGUACCUGAAGGAGAACAACGCGAUCGAGUGGCUGCAGGAUAAGGAGCGGCGGCCGGGGCAUAAUAAGCUCGCGCAUGGAUACUCGACGUGCCAUUUUUGGUCGAACUUUGAGAUUGGCGAUAUGGCGUUUUGGCGCAGCCAGGCGUACCAGGACUACUUUGACCAUCUGGACCGCGCGGGCGGGUUCUUCUAUGAGCGGUGGGGUGAUGCGCCGGUGCACUCGAUUGCGCUGGGGUUGUUUGAGGAUAAGAGCAAGAUUCAUUGGUUCCGUGAUAUCGGGUAUCAACAUAUCCCCUUCUUUAACUGUCCUAACAGCCCUAAGUGCAAAGGCUGUGUUACUGGUCGCUUCACCGACGGAGAGGCGUGGCUGAACCAGGAGGACUGCAGGCCGCUGUGGUUUAAGUAUGCAGGUAUGGAUUAG